GCUGUUGACAGCGUCUGCGGCGGCGGCCGGUUCCGGGUUCAGAGGAGGCUGCACGCGGGAGGCGUGCGGCGGGGCCAUCCGGGUUUCAGCAGAUGUGAAGCGAAUGGAGCAGCCGCCUCAGCAGCCGUGGGGGAGGCUCCUCCGCCUGGGCGCUGAGGAGGGCGAGCCGCCUGUCCUCCUGCGGAAACGGGAGUGGACCAUCGGGCGGAGGAGAGGUUGUGACCUUUCGUUUCCUGGCAAUAAACUGGUCUCUGGAGAUCACUGUAAAAUUAUAGUGGAUGAGAAAUCCGGUCAGGUGUCACUAGAAGAUACCAGCGCCGAUGGAACAGUAAUUAACAAGCUGAAAGUUGUUAAGAAGCAGACUUGCCCUUUACAGACGGGGGAUGUCAUCUACUUGGUGUACAGGAAGAAUGAGCCAGAGCACAACGUGGCGUACCUCUACGAGUCUUUAAAUGAGAAGCAAGGCAUGACCCAGGACUCCCAUGCGGCCAGUGAAGAAACCAUGUUCCACGUGACCAAAGAUACCUCAGGCGCAGGGCAAGGGGAUGAGCCCCAGGGCCUGCUGCUGUCGCCCACCACUCAGGCGUGCUUUGCAGAGCCACAGCCAUCGACAUCGGCAUCGGCAUCGGCAUCGGACCUCUUCCCCCCGGCUGCUGCCUCUUCCGGGGAGCCCCCUGCCGGGCGAGCACCGCCCUCCAGCUCUGCCGUCGGAGGUGCCAGCAUCUCCUCGAAAGCGUGUGGUCCACCAGUGACAAGCGAAGACACCUCCAGUGUCCCUUCAGCUGUCCCCAGCAGAGAGGGAACAUCCUUUCCUCCAUCAGAACCGCAGGAUCCGGAGGGUCUGGAGCCUGUUAAGAAGAGAAUGAAAGGAGAUGAAGAGCCCACCCCGAACCUACAGUUGUCGGUCACAGACCAGGGCAGGGACACCCACAGUGCCCCUGAGGAGGUCAGGGCUGCAGCCGAGAAACCCGACAGGAUGGAGGAGCAGCUCACGUGCUGCAUCUGCCAGGACCUACUGCACGACUGCGUGAGCCUGCAGCCCUGCAUGCACACCUUCUGCGCGGCCUGCUACUCGGGCUGGAUGGAGCGCUCCUCGCUGUGCCCCACGUGCCGCUGUCUGGUCGAGCGGAUUUGUAAGAACCACAUCCUUAACAACCUGGUGGAGGCGUACCUUCUCCAGCACCCAGACAAGAGGCGGAGCGAGGAAGAUGUGCAGAGUAUGGCUGCCAGGAACAAGAUCACUCAGGAUAUGCUGCAGCCCAAAGUCAGGAGAUCUUUCUCAGAUGAGGAGGACAGUUUGGAGGACCUGCUGGACCUGUCAGAUGAGGACAGCGAAUCCUCGGAUGUUAGCCAGCCGUACACUGUGUGCAGACAGUGCCCCGAGUACCGGCGGCAGGUGGGGCGCCUCUUUCCCUGCCCGGGGCCUGGCAGCGAGCCGCGGGCACUGCAGGCGUCCGGGGACACGCCGUCGACAUCCUCCAGUGUCACACCAGCCCAGGACUUUGUGUGCACCCUGCAAGGGAGCCAUGCCAUAUGCACCUGCUGCUUCCAGCCCAUGCCUGACCGCAGGGCAGAGCGUGAGCAGGACCCCCGCAUCGCCCCCCAGCAGUGUGCCAUCUGUCUGCAGCCCUUCUGCCACCUGUACUGGGGCUGCGCCCGGACCGGCUGCCUCGGCUGCCUGGCCCCCUUCUGCGAGCUCAACCUGGGAGACAGGUGUCUGGACGGGGUGCUGAACAACAACAACUAUGAGUCCGACGUCCUGAAGAAUUACCUGGCAGCCAGGGGCAUGACCUGGAAGAACGUGUUGGCCGAGAGCCUGGCGGCGCUGCAGAGGGGAGUGUUCCUGCUGUCCGAUUACAGGGUCGUGGGGAGCACCGUGCUAUGUUACUGCUGCGGUCUGCGGAGCUUCCGAGAGCUGGCCUACCAGUACCGGCAGAACAUUCCCGCCUCCGAGCUGCCAGUGGCUGUAACUUCCCGUCCCGACUGCUACUGGGGUCGCAAUUGCCGCACUCAGGUGAAGGCCCACCACGCCAUGAAAUUCAAUCACAUCUGUGAACAGACAAGGUUCAAGAACUGACUGUCUGCAGAGGCACCGGGCUGGCUCGGGAGCAUAGGGGUCAGUGACUGCGUGUUUCAGGAAGAGCUAAAUAUGAACAUUGUAAGGGCAUUUUACCCUCCCCUCAGGGCACGCUGGGGGUCUCUGCGUUCAGCACUCUGGUGUGACUUUUUCUUCUGUGGAGGAGACCCUCUCGGUGAGGCCCCAGCAGCUGCCUGGCAGGCACGACCACCCUCUGAGCUUGGGGCCACCUGAAGUGCGUCCGCCAGUACAGCCAUCAGCCGCCCUCCACCUGAGACGGCGGCGUGCAGGCUGCAGGUUGCUCACUCUACCUUCCUCACAGCUGUGGUUAAAACGCACGUUUCUCUUCAAGAAAAGUCUCAUGGGGGAGAAAGGAGAGUCUAUCAGAAACGUUCUAUUCUUUAAGGAAAACGUUUACAGCCCACAGGCUUUGCAGUGCUCCGCAGGGAAAGCCACAGCUCUUUAGGAGCUUUUAUUUUAAUAGGGUUGGUGCUUAUCUUUUAAUAAGAUUUAAAUACCACAAAUUGUAGCACAAAUAAUAUAAUUUAUAAUUUACAAAUUGACUAAUAUUGGGGAUAGUAUGAUAUUGGAAAAAAUAAACAUGUUUCUGUUUAUUAAUAAAAACAUCAGGUGUCCAGAACUGCUAACCCUGGACACCAACACUGAGUGCGCGGCCCCUCCAAGGCGUGGGGAGCUUGGGGUGCCACCACCCCGAGCCUGCAAGCAAGCAAAGCGCUGGCCCUGCUGCUCCUCCGUCUGCAUCGCUGCAGGCCCCACCCACUGUCCCCAAGCUCUUUAUUCCCUCUUGCGGGGCCCUGGCCGUGGGCAGCCACAGUGGGGUGGUCCGACCUGCUGGCACCCUGGACGCCCCCCCCACCCCCGGCCCAGAGCAGCCGCCUCCCACCGAGAGCUCAAGGGGCCUUGGCUCCCACCAGUCCUUGCCCUUCCCUCCUGCAUUGGGUUUGCUGUCAUCCGGAAGAAUACUUGAAAUUUUGUUCUUUGUAAAAGAAAAAAUAUUUUUUAUCUUUUGUUAAAAUCACCUGUUAAUUUUGUUUGCAAAAUUGUAACUUUUUUGCUUCUUCUCAGGAAUACGAUUUUCAACUGUUGUCUUGCUCUUGAUACAGACUGAGAAGCAGCACCUGUUUGUGAGAGAAGGCCUCCUUCCCGAAUUCUAAUA
Messenger RNA from Pteronotus mesoamericanus, 3254 nucleotides. RefSeq names its product checkpoint with forkhead and ring finger domains (gene CHFR). NCBI's taxonomy places the organism in Eukaryota, Metazoa, Chordata, Mammalia, Chiroptera, Mormoopidae. Bases 104 to 2077 code for a protein of 657 amino acids. Gene Ontology annotation, molecular function: ubiquitin-protein transferase activity; protein binding. The record is from RefSeq and is a predicted model, not a curated record. Gene Ontology annotation, biological process: protein ubiquitination; ubiquitin-dependent protein catabolic process; mitotic cell cycle checkpoint signaling. Gene Ontology annotation, cellular component: nucleus. The transcript is spliced from 17 exons.